AUGUCUCUCGCACAAGCACUGGAACAGGAUCGCAAGGAGAUCUUGAAGUUUCUCGACGAACAGAAGGCCUCCAAAGCCUCUUAUGCAGAGGCCGGCACUAGCCCCACGUCGGCUGGCCGAAGCAGGGCGGAUUCAUCAUCCAGCCCCGCCGCCGGUCGGUUUGGGCCUAUAACAGGCAAUGGCGUGAGCAAGGCUGCUCCAGUCGCGAGUGGUGGCCGCCGUGCCUCUCUCAGCAGCCCACUGGCCAGCUCGUCGCCCUGGACGAACACACUACUGUCAGAAUGGGACGAUGGCCUCUACGAAACCGAUACGGAAGAGCCCGAGCAAGAGCGCCGCUCGUCGGACAGUGUGACCGCAUUCCCACCCAAGAGAAGGCAGAGGGCGUUGAAGGAGAAGGACAUCGAUAUCGACGCCGGCUACCUUUUCACUAUGCAGGGCAGCGGUACCCACAUCGCGUCCGGCAGACACACUACGAUAGGAGCGCCGACGCGAGACUUCACCACAUCGAAAACCGAAGACACAAAAUUCACCCGCCCCAACCGCCGAAAAUCCACCAACAUGGAGCGCGAUAGUAAAGAGAGACUGGAUGUGGCGCACGCAUCGGAAGAAAGUCUGUCCACCUCCUUCAAAUCCGAUCAGAGCGCCGCAGGAGACGACGACAAAAAUGAGCGACUUGCGAAAGACACAGUGGAGGGGGUGGAUGAAAAUUCUGACUCGGCGGAAAGCAGCGGAGAAGCAGAUGAUACCAGUUCGGACGACGAGGCGUUUGAUAUUCGGAAGGGUCCUGCCAAAUCCCGUGGAAGGAGUAAAGAGAAGACGGAGCUAUCGCCGGGAGCGUCGCCGGCUCCAUCUCCAAUGCCACCGGGAGGUUGGACUGGAAAGAGAGGACCAGGCCCAUUGCCUCCUGGAAGUUCUCACGUAGGCGGAGCCCUGAGUCUGUUCAACGAACUCGAGGAAGAACGAGAACUGAAUGGACCGCUAGUCACUCAUCGAGGAGCAAAUGGACGGAGAACGGUGCUUUCACCCGGGCCCAGGAGGAACGCAUCGUCGCCAGGAGCCAGGAGAUCCGGAGUGCAUCCUCACACUAGCUUCGACUAUAAUGGAUCCGGAAUGAGCACCCCCGUGGGUUCCGACGACGAGGCAGAUCUUUCCGACCUCAAACAAGCCCAGAAUCUUAGCGUGCACCUGUCGUCAGUCGACACAUCAAUUCCAGACCGAGCCAUCCGCACUAUCAUUCGGGGCGACUUUCCUCGUCUACAACAGGAGGCCGAGAAGAAGAGCCGGCGCCAGCGAAAAUACUUGGUUGCUACAGAUCUCAGCGAAGAAUCCGUCUAUGCUUUGGAGUGGACAAUCGGGACCAUCCUCCGUGACGGAGACACAUUGUUCGCUGUCUACGCUGUUGCCGACGAGAACGCUUCGGGCCUUGGCCUCAACACUUGCGUGCAGAUCGGUGACGGAGCGACAGUCAUCAAACACACUGCUGAUGUCGUAGGGAAGCAAACUGAGAAAACUGCAUUGAAGUACCAAGGCUCAUCAAGCCUGCUGCCGAACGCGUUAGCAGCCUACUUCGGCAACGACAGCAAAACUACUUCGCGGAAUAAUUCGGUGGAUUCGCGAGCCUUGUCCCGAUCGGAACAGGAUCGGUCUCGUGCUAUCGAGGAUAUUUCGGAUACUUGUGUUCGUCUGCUAAGGAAGACGAUGUUACAAGUGCGUGUUGCAGUUGAAGUCAUCCACUGUCGGAGUCCGAAACACCUUCUUACAGAAGCGAUUGACGGGCUAGAACCUACACUAGUCGUUCUUGGGUCUCGAGGUCGCAGCGCGUUGAAAGGUGUCUUGCUUGGUUCAUUUUCGAAUUACUUGGUCACAAAAUCCUCAGUACCAGUAAUGGUCGCACGCAAAAAGCUGCGCAAGCAAUCCAAAAAGACGACGCGUAUCCGACUAUCAAACAACCUCACCAUUUCAAAGGGCCUUGCUGGGGCCAAGAUUGAUUAA
Messenger RNA from Talaromyces rugulosus, 1992 nucleotides. RefSeq lists its product as uncharacterized. The coding region runs from base 1 to 1992 and encodes 663 amino acids. Lineage: Eukaryota; Fungi; Ascomycota; Eurotiomycetes; Eurotiales; Trichocomaceae. The transcript has 5 exons. The record is from RefSeq and is a predicted model, not a curated record.